AGGGACCAAUCACAAUCGUUUGUGAUUAUUGGGUUAAAAAAUGAAUUUGCAUUUGAAGGAAAUUAUCAAGACGAAUUCCUUUUUGUAGAACGGUUCUCAUGGAAGAUUACCGUGAAAAAUAACAGGAAUAGAGUUAUUCGGGAGAAUUAACGAUAAACGAAAGUUCCACAAGAGUUAACUAAACGAAAAGGUGGCGGGAAAUGGGUGUGUAAACACAGGAGACUCCCGGGAAAAAACCGGGAGUGUUGGCAAAUAUGCUGAUAACAAUAAAGCAUCUUGUCACGUUUGUAAUAGUGAAACAUAAUUUGUAACCGUUUUAUCAACACGUGUUUUUCGUACGUGUAUUGCGACGUGCGGCACGUGGACCCCGUUCAUUGGGUCAUACGUUGACUGACAGUGGCACUUGUCCAAUCACCAAAAGACACAAUAGGAUCAAGGGUCUAACGCGGAAAUCCGAAAGUGUAGCUGUAAGCCGGCAUGGAUAUAUACAACUAUAUCAAUUUGCACAACAAGCGACUUUUACGCGAGAGACUACGUUUUGAUUCAUGAUAUUUUAACCAGCUGGUGCAAGACAUGAAUCUUUAACUAAAGAUAGUACAUUUGUGUAAGAAACAUGGCAUUCAUUUGUAGUGUUUCUCAGAUGUUCUGUAUUCUUUUGGCAUUACCGCUUGGGUCGGUGUUUACAAAGGACUUUAAAGCGUUAUGCACAACAUGCAGACAAAUAACCCAAAAUUUUGACGAGGGGUUGGAAAAAACCGUAAAGCAAAAUUUUGGUGGUGGAAACACAGCAUGGGAAGAAAGAAAACUCUCUAAAUAUGAAUCAAGUGAGAUUCGGCUAAUGGAGAUACUGGAGGGCUUGUGUGACAGUAGCAGUUUUGAGUGCAACCACAUGGUUGAAGAACACGAAGAACACUUCGAGACCUGGUGGUUUAAGAGGAAAGCAAAACACCCAGAUCUGUUUAAGUGGUUUUGUAUAGACACCAUUAAAAUGUGUUGCCCUAAAGGCUCCUUCGGCCCUGACUGCAACACUUGCAUUGGAGGAUUGGAACGACCAUGUCAUGGUAAUGGAAAAUGUGAUGGAGAUGGAACUAGGGAUGGAAGUGGGAAGUGCAGUUGUGAUAAGGGUUAUGAAGGAGAGUUUUGUUUGGACUGCAGUGAUGGAUUUUUUAGUGAACUGAGAAAUGAUACCUUCUCCCUGUGCAAAGAGUGUCAUGAGUCUUGUGUUGGCUGCUUUGGAGGUACCAGAAAAGAUUGUAAGGAUUGUAGGAAGGAAUGGGAGAAGGACCAAGAAGGUGCAUGUAUUGACAUCAAUGAAUGUUCGAAAGAUCCACUGCAAUGUAAGGAUGAUCAAUACUGCCUGAACACAGACGGUUCUUUUUCAUGUAAAGCCUGUAAUACAAAGUGCUCUGGCUGUAAAGGACCUGGUGCUGAUAGCUGCCUCACAUGUGCUGUCGGCUAUAAGGAUGAAGGAGGCACCUGCACAGAUGUGAAUGAAUGCGAGCAAUCAGAGGCAGUAUGUAUUAAAGAACACCAGGAGUGUUUUAACACAGAAGGAAGCUUUACGUGCCAAUGUACCACUGGUUUUCAAGAGCAAGAUGGUGUGUGUGUGAAACAGCAAGAACAAGCAGAAGAAAAUCAGGACGUGCCUGCAAUUAAUUCUGAAGAUUCCCAAACUCCUGAUUCACCAGAAAAACACGAGGAUCUCUGACGCUGGUUUGGAUGCAAAAGACAACCACCAGGGGGCCAUACCAACCUUCAAGAGCACUAGUAUCUGCUGUAGAUUAGACCGCUAAUAAAAUUAAGAAUAAUUUGCAUUUACAGUACAUGCUCCACAACCUGUACUCUGUGAUUAAGUAACUUAUAUGUUUGGGGUGUGCGCGCGCAUGUGUUUUUUUUUUUUAAUAAAGUAAAAUAAAAUCUAA
Triplophysa rosa is the source of this 1922-nucleotide messenger RNA. It is a transcript of the gene creld2, whose product is annotated as cysteine-rich with EGF-like domains 2. Bases 614 to 1708 code for a protein of 364 amino acids. The record is from RefSeq and is a predicted model, not a curated record. Gene Ontology annotation, molecular function: calcium ion binding. NCBI's taxonomy places the organism in Eukaryota, Metazoa, Chordata, Actinopteri, Cypriniformes, Nemacheilidae. The transcript has 10 exons.